AGCCUGGAAGGGAAAGGACAGCGGAGAGCAGGGCAGAGCCUGAGCAGGCAGGGCACCUCCAGGUGGGCAGGAGCUACCACUCAGCACCAUGAGCACCGCCACAGGCCCAGAAGCUGCCCCAAAGCCAAGCGCCAAGUCUAUCUAUGAGCAGAGGAAGCGUUACUCCACAGUUGUUAUGGCUGAUGUAUCCCAGUACCCAGUCAAUCACCUGGUGACGUUCUGCCUGGGUGAGGACGAUGGCGUGCAUACCGUGGAGGAUGCCUCCAGGAAGUUGGCCGUCAUGGAUAGCCAGGGCCGAGUCUGGGCACAGGAGAUGCUGCUGCGAGUGUCUCCCGACCAUGUCACGCUGCUCGACCCGGCCUCCAAGGAGGAGCUGGAGUCGUACCCACUGGGCGCCAUCGUGCGCUGUGACGCGGUGAUGCCACCCGGCAGGAGCCGCUCGUUGCUGCUGCUCGUGUGCCAGGAACCCGAGCGCGCGCAGCCCGACGUGCACUUCUUCCAGGGCCUGCGCCUCGGGGCGGAGCUGAUCCGAGAGGACAUCCAGGGGGCUCUGCACAAUUACCGCUCGGGCCGCGGGGAGCGCAGGGCGGCGGCGCUCAGGGCCACGCAGGAGGAGUUGCAGCGCGACCGCUCGCCCGCCGCUGAGACCCCGCCCCUGCAGCGCCGCCCGUCAGUCCGCGCAGUGAUCAGCACCGUAGAGCGGGGCGCGGGCCGCGGACGACCCCAGGCGAAGCCCAUUCCCGAGGCAGAGGAGGCGCAGAGGCCUGAGCCGGUGGGGACCUCGAGCAACGCUGACUCGGCCUCCCCGGACCUGGGUCCCCGGGGUCCUGACCUGGCGGUUCUGCAGGCGGAGCGGGAAGUGGACAUCCUGAACCACGUGUUCGACGACGUAGAGAGCUUUGUAUCGAGGCUGCAGAAGUCGGCGGAGGCGGCCAGGGUGCUGGAGCACCGGGAACGCGGCCGCAGGAGCCGGCGCCGGGCGGCUGGGGAGGGCUUGCUGACGCUGCGGGCCAAGCCGCCCUCGGAGGCCGAGUACACCGACGUGCUGCAGAAGAUCAAGUACGCCUUCAGCCUGCUGGCCCGGCUGCGCGGCAACAUCGCCGACCCCUCCUCUCCGGAGCUGUUGCACUUCCUUUUCGGGCCUCUGCAGAUGAUUGUGAACACGUCGGGGGGGCCGGAGUUCGCGAGCAGUGUGCGGCGGCCGCAUCUGACAUCGGAUGCCGUGGCGCUGCUGCGGGACAACGUCACUCCACGUGAAAACGAGCUCUGGACCUCGCUGGGGGACUCGUGGACCCGCCCCGGGCUGGAGCUGUCCCCGGAGGAGGGACCCCCAUACAGACCCGAGUUCUUCAGCGGCUGGGAGCCGCCGGUCACUGACCCGCAGAGCCGCGCCUGGGAGGACCCAGUUGAGAAACAGCUACAGCACGAGCGGAGGCGCCGGCAGCAAAGCGCCCCCCAGGUCGCUGUCAAUGG
Homo sapiens (human) is the source of this 1473-nucleotide messenger RNA. It is a transcript of the gene EPS8L1, whose product is annotated as EPS8 signaling adaptor L1. The record is from RefSeq and is marked reviewed. Gene Ontology annotation, biological process: regulation of Rho protein signal transduction; positive regulation of ruffle assembly; Rho protein signal transduction. Gene Ontology annotation, cellular component: ruffle membrane; cytoplasm. NCBI's taxonomy places the organism in Eukaryota, Metazoa, Chordata, Mammalia, Primates, Hominidae.